AUGCUCAAGCAGAGCGACAGGCGGCGGUCCUGGGGCUGCAGGCCGUGGAAUAGUACCGAGAGCGAGGGCGCGUCCCAGGCGGGGGACGGCCAGCACCGCGGGAGCGUCUGCUCGGUGGGGGCCCGCUCCGGCUCCCAGGCCAGCAUCCCGCGGUGGCCCGAAGGCUACUAUAACUACUACAUCGAGGAGGACGUGGACGGGGAGGGCGACGACGACCUGAAGGACGACCCAGGCGAGGAGGCCCGGCCGCCAGAGGCCAAGACCGACCUCCCCGCCGCGUCGGCCACGCUGAACGUGAACGUGGGCGGCCAGAGCUACCGCCUGGCCUACUGGCAGCUGGCCUGUUACCCCAAGACGCGCCUGGGCCGCCUGGCCACGUCCACCAGCCGCAGCCGCCAGCUGGGCCUGUGUGACGACUACGAGGAGCAGACGGACGAGUACUUUUUCGACCGCGACCCGGCCGUCUUCCAGCUGGUCUCCAACUUCUACGCGUCCGGGGUGCUGCUGGUGCUGGACGAGCUGUGCCCGCGCCGCUUCCUGGAGGAGCUGGGCUACUGGGGCGUGCGGCUCCAGUACACGCCGCGCUGCUGCCGCAUCUGCUUCGAGGAGCGGCGCGACGAGCUCAGCGACCAGCUCAAGAUCCAGCGCGAGCUGCGCGCGCAGGCGCAGGCCGAAGAGGCCGAGGAGCUCUUCCGCGACAUGCGCUUCUACGCGCCGCAGCGCCGCCGCCUCUGGAACCUCAUGGAGAAGCCCUUCUCGUCCGUGGCCGCCAAGGCCAUCGGCGUGGCCUCCAGCCUCUUCGUGCUCAUCUCCGUCGUGGCGCUGGCGCUCAACACGGUGGAGGAGAUGCAGCAGCAGGCGGGGCAAGGCGCGGGCGGCGGCGACCCGCCGCCCAUCCUGGAGCACGUGGAGAUGCUGUGCAUCGCCUUCUUCACGCUCGAGUUCCUGCUGCGCCUCGCCUCCACGCCCGACCUGCGGCGCUUCGCGCGCAGCGCCCUCAACAUGGUCGACCUGGUGGCCAUCCUGCCGCUCUACCUGCAACUGCUGCUCGAGUGCUUCACGGGCGAGGACCCGCGGCACAGCAACGGCUCGCCGCGGGAGCACGACAUAGAGACUGUGGGCCGCGUGGGCAAGGUGGGCCAGGUGCUGCGCAUCAUGCGCCUCAUGCGCGUCCUGCGCAUCCUCAAGCUGGCGCGCCACUCCACCGGCCUGCGCGCCUUCGGCUUCACGCUGCGCCAGUGCUACCAGCAGGUGGGCUGCCUGAUGCUCUUCAUCACCAUGGGCAUCUUCACCUUCUCUGCGGCCGUCUACUCCGUGGAGCACGACAUGCCCAACACCAACUUCACCAGCAUCCCCCACGCCUGGUGGUGGGCCGCGGUGAGCAUCUCCACUGUAGGAUACGGAGACAUGUACCCAGAGACCAUCCUGGGAAGGCUUUUUGCCUUCCUCUGCAUUGCUUUUGGAAUUAUCCUCAACGGGAUGCCAAUCUCCAUCCUCUACAACAAAUUUUCUGAUUACUACAGCAAGCUCAAAGCUUAUGAGUAUACUGCCAUGAGAAGGGAAAGGGGAAAGGUAGAGUUCCUGCAAAGAGCCAGAAAGAAGAUGGCGGAGUGUUUGGCUAGAAGCCACCUACAGCCCCCACAAAGGCAAGAGAGUUGAUGUUUCAAAGGACACAUGGGUGGUAGACCCCAUGAACCUCAAGGUUUCAGUCCUCCUUUGUGUUAUCAGAAUUGACAGUACAAGGACAUAGACAGUCAUACACAAAGGGCAGCCAGUUCAGAGUUCUACUUCUGGAAAUGUCCAUUUUGGCCCCAACUGGGACUGCCUCGUUUGUUCUUUAACGGUGUUGUAGGAGUCUGACCUCCCCAGUGACACUGGUACUAAAAACUCCUUGAGAGGAGCAACAUCUUAUAUUUCUGUUACAGCUUCUCAUGGCUUCUCAAUAAGUAUUUUUGAACUUGAGUUGACAUGAGAAGAGUUUCUUGAAGAAAAAAAAAAAAUCCUUCAUUUUCCAGAGAGAGAAAGAGAGAAUGUUGUAGCAUGAGCUUUAGAGUUAGACCAACCUUAGUCAGAAGCCCAGACCUACUGGAUGUAGAGUUUAGGGAAGUUGCUUUAACUGUCUGAGCCUCAGUUUCUUCAAUUGUAAAAAGUAGGUAAUAAGACCUACCUUGUCAGAUCAGGACGGAGAUUGGAGAUAAUAUAUGUUCAGUAAAUGGUAGCUGUUAAAAUUGUGUGAGUGGCUGUUGUCUAAUACACUCUCCAGACAGGUGGUUCUCAGCCCAGGGGUAUUUGGCACCCCUAGGCCCCCUUGAUCCUGGGACAUUUGCUAUGUCUAGACAUGGUUUUGACUGUCACCACUGUGAGGGAGGAUGCGAGUGGCUAUGGGCAUUUCAUAGGUAGAGGCUUGGGAUGCUGCUCCACAUGCACCGGCCAGCCACAUAACAAAAGAAUUUUCUGACCCAAAAAGUCAAUAGAGCCAAAGCUGAUCAUAGG
Messenger RNA from Zalophus californianus (California sea lion), 2493 nucleotides. It is a transcript of the gene KCNV2, whose product is annotated as potassium voltage-gated channel modifier subfamily V member 2. Gene Ontology annotation, biological process: protein homooligomerization; potassium ion transmembrane transport. Lineage: Eukaryota; Metazoa; Chordata; Mammalia; Carnivora; Otariidae. The record is from RefSeq and is a predicted model, not a curated record. The transcript has 2 exons. Gene Ontology annotation, cellular component: voltage-gated potassium channel complex; membrane. Gene Ontology annotation, molecular function: voltage-gated potassium channel activity. Bases 1 to 1659 code for a protein of 552 amino acids.